Molecule: messenger RNA, 2243 nt
Organism: Fragaria vesca subsp. vesca
Lineage: Eukaryota; Viridiplantae; Streptophyta; Magnoliopsida; Rosales; Rosaceae
Product: MORC family CW-type zinc finger protein 3-like
Exons: 20
Coding region: 56-2011 (651 amino acids)
Cellular component (GO): nucleus
Molecular function (GO): ATP hydrolysis activity
Source: RefSeq, a predicted model, not a curated record
AGACCUGCGGUGGCUCGGGGUGGAGCACAGAGCUGCGAUCUCUUUCGGCUCUAGGAUGAGCUUGAUUGACGUUGUGGAGUUAUCAAGUGAUGAUGAACUCGGAGAGGUGGAUGUGAAACCUGUUAAGCUUGAGCUAGGUGCUCAAACUGUCAAGAACAAAUUGUGGAAAACCCAACGUGCUAUACAAGAUUCUGAAGAAAAUAGUUCCAGUGUAUUAGACCAAGGGCAGUCUCCUCUGCAUGACACUGGCAUCUCUUGUAUAAGUCUAGCACCACUUUGUCGACAAUUCUGGAAAGCUGGCAACUACAAUGAUGGCAUCGCUUCUAAACCCACAUUUCAAAAUGGCAAUAACUAUCUACAUGUCCACCCCAUGUUUCUCCACUCAAAUGCCACCUCACACAAAUGGGCCUUUGGUGCUAUAGCAGAACUCCUUGACAAUGCAGUUGAUGAGAUCCAAAAUGGGGCCACUUUUGUCAACGUAGAUAAAAUCUCAAAUCCAAAAGAUGGAAGCCCAGCAUUGUUAAUUCAAGAUGAUGGUAAUGGCAUGGACCCUGAAGCGAUGCGCCGCUGUAUGAGUUUUGGGUUUUCAGAUAAGAAGUCGAAAUCAGCCAUUGGCCAAUAUGGUAAUGGCUUCAAGACAAGUACUAUGAGACUUGGUGCGGAUGUUAUUGUAUUCAGCCGCCACCAGGAUAAGAGGACAUUGACUCAAAGCAUUGGUCUUCUCUCCUACACGUUUUUGGUACGAACAGGACAUGAUAGAAUAGUAGUACCCAUGGUGGAUUACAAAUUCAACCCUACAACUGAGACGUUAGAUAUAAUGCACGGCAGAGAACAUUUUAUGUCUAAUCUCUCCUUGCUGCUACAGUGGUCUCCAUAUUCAACAGAGGCUGAGCUACUGAAACAAUUUAAUGACAUUGGAGCACAUGGGACAAAAGUUAUGAUUUAUAACUUGUGGUUUAACAACGAUGGGAGUCCAGAGCUGGACUUCAAUACAGAUCCUGAGGAUAUUCGAAUUAGUGGCGAUACAAAAAAAGUUAAUGCUAGACUUGGAUGGAAAGAAGUCAAUGAACGGCACAUUGCUAACCGUCUCCAUCAUUCUCUCCGUGUUUACUUGUCUAUCUUGUACUUGCGGAUACCAGCAACCUUUCAAAUAAUACUGCGUGGGCGAGUUGUUGAACAUCAUAACACUGUCGAUGAUCUAAAAUUUCCAGAGUAUAUCUUGUAUAGACCUCAAACUGGGGGUACUGUGGAGGGUCAAGUUAUAACAACAAUUGGAUUUCUAAAUGAUGCUCCACAUGUUAGUUACCACGGCUUCAAUGUGUAUCACAAGAAUCGUUUGAUACUGCCAUAUUGGCAGGUUGUGAGCUAUUUGGACAGUAGAGGUCGUGGAGUUGUUGGUGUUUUGGAAGCAGAUUUUAUUGAGCCGAGUCAUAACAAACAAGAUUUUGAGAGAACUUCUCUUUUUCAGAAACUUGAAGUCCGUUUGAAGGAGAUGACAUGGGAAUACUGGGAUUAUCACUGUGGACUAAUUGGGUAUCAGGUAAAGAAAAAGCUCAAACCAGUGACCCCACAAAAUGGCAUUCAUCAAUCUUUCACAUUGGGCCAAGCUUUCCCUGCUCUUGGUAGUAAAAACACAGUACUUGAUAAAUCUGGGCCAUCAAUUCCGAGCGGCUUAAGGAAAUCUGUACCAGGAACAGUGAAGAGGAAAGAACACGAUGAUGUUCUGCCAGUUGAAUAUGUGAAAGGGGCCAAGGUGAUCAAUACUGGGAAGAGUCAGUCUGUACGGGUGAAUCCUACUGGAAAUCCGCUGAAAGAUCAAGAGGCUAAAAAUCUAAUGCAAGAGAACAACAAACUCCGGGCUAAAUGCAUGGAGUACGAGAAGAGAGAGGAGGAAUUAAGUCUCAAGGUGGCACAGCUUAAGAGGGACAUGAAAGAAGUUGAUGAUGAAUACAAUAUAAUGUUGGCCGAAUUAGAAGCAUUGAGGGGUGUGAAGAAAGAAAAGGGAGCCUAAAUCAAUGUAUGUAGUGUUGUAUCUUGUGUCUCUAAUUCUUUCAUUUGUAAAACCUUGUUGUAUCAGUUGAGUGUAGCGUACAAUUUUCAGUCUUUAGGAUGGUAGGUUGACGUAGAAGGGGCCAGUGUAUGAUGAAGAGGAGAAAAGUCCAGGAAAAAGAGUGAUUAAAUCGAGGUGAAAUGGUGUACAGUUGGGCAAGAACAAAUCACAGUAGAUUGUUCAGUUUCGAUUA